Molecule: messenger RNA, 1719 nt
Organism: Lolium rigidum
Lineage: Eukaryota; Viridiplantae; Streptophyta; Magnoliopsida; Poales; Poaceae
Product: reticuline oxidase-like
Exons: 1
Coding region: 1-1719 (572 amino acids)
Molecular function (GO): oxidoreductase activity; FAD binding
Source: RefSeq, a predicted model, not a curated record
AUGGCCAUCACCAUUCUGCUCUACUCUCUCCUUCUCCGCCUCCUCGCCAUGCAGGCCGCGGCACAUGGCGGCGUCGGAGACGACGAUGACGAUGCAGGCGCGCUGAUCACGUCCUGCCUCGCGGCCGCCGGCGUGCACAACGUCACGACGCGCCAGUCGCCCGCGUACAGCGCCGCGCUGGCCUUCUCCGUCCAGAACCUCCGGUUCGCGGCCGAGUGCGCGGACGCUAGCCGAGGGCCUGCCGCCGUGGUCGUCCCGGCGUCUCUGGCCGAGCUGCGCGCCGCCGUGAGGUGCGCGCGGGAGUCCGAGCUGUUGGUCCGCCUCCGCAGCGGCGGCCACAGCUACGAGGGCCUCUCCUACACCACGGACGGUGUUGGCGACGCCGCCUUCGUCGUCGUCGACCUAGUGGCGCUCGACCGCGUCCAGGUGGACGCCGGGUCACGCACGGCGUGGGUCCAGUCCGGCGCGACGCUCGGGCAGGUUUACCACGCCAUCGCCGAGUCCAGCCGGACGCUCGCCUUCUCUGCUGGGUCGUGCCCCACGGUGGGCUCCGGCGGCCACAUCGCCGGCGGCGGGUUCGGGCUGCUGUCCCGCAAGUACGGGCUCGCCGGGGACAACGUGAUCGACGCCGUGCUGGUGGACGCCGACGGCCGCGUCCUGGACAGGGACGGCAUGGGCGAGGACGUCUUUUGGGCGAUCCGCGGUGGCGGGGGCGGCGCCUGGGGCGCUGUCUACGCGUGGCGCGUCCAGCUCAGCACGGUGCCGGAGCGCGUCACGGCGUUCGUCGUCAACCGUCCGGGCACCGUGGCUUCGGUGGCGCGUCUGGUCUCCAAGUGGCAGCACGUCUCGCCGUCGCUCCCCGACGAGUUCUACCUCUCGGCGUUCGUGGGUGCCGGCCUGCCGGAGUCGGACCGGACGUGCAUCUCCGUCACGUUCAAAGGGUUCUACCUCGGCCCGAGCCACGAAGCGAUGGAGAUACUCGCCGCACGGUUCCCCGAGAUCGGGCUGUCGGACCUGAGCCCAAGAGAGAUGAGCUGGAUCGAGUCCGUGGUGUUCUUCUCGGGCCUGCCCGAGGGGAGCUCCGCGUCGGACCUGACGGACCGGGUGCUCCACGGGAAGAACUACUUCAAGGCGAAGUCCGACUUCGUGCGCCGCCCGAUGGCCAUCGACGAGCUGGCCGGAUCCGUCGAGUUCCUGUCCAGGCAGCCCAAGGCGUACGUGAUCCUGGACCCCUACGGCGGCGCCAUGGACCGGUUCGGCGCCGCUGACCUGCCGUUCCCGCAUCGCAAGGGCAACAUCCACGGCAUCCAAUACCUGAUCGAGUGGAUGUCGGAUGACGACGGCCACAGCGAGGAGUACAUGGAUUGGUUGCGACGAUUCUACGACUUCAUGGGACCAUUCGUGUCGAGCAGUCCACGAACGGCGUACAUCAACUAUCUGGACCUUGAUCUUGGAACCAACAGCUGGUCUGCAGGUCCCAGGAUAGACGACGAUGGUAUUCCCAACCCACAAGUCGAGGCGGCGAGGAGUUGGGGCGAGAGGUAUUUCUUGAGCAACUACGACCGCCUCGUCCGCGCGAAGACCGCCAUUGAUCCAGAGAAUGUGUUCCGCAAUGCUCAGAGUAUCCCGCCCCUCUCAGCUCGAUCCCGAGAGACGACUAGGACUACACGUGGCAUCUCGCCCGAAGUCGCAGCUGAGGAGAAGGUAUCUGAUAGCUAG